AUGCAUACUCGUGCAUCGACCAGAACACCCGAAUCUUCAACAAUUUACUCCCGAAAAUACCUUCCCGAUGCCACGCUCUUGCUUAUUGGAUUCUUCGGGGCGGGAAAGAAGACCCUUGGGAUCAUCGCCUCGGUAGCAUUGCACCGCCGUUUCAUCGAUUUCGAUGCUUUCUUCCGGGAGCAGGUCAAUUCGUCGCCGCAGGCCUAUAUUGCAGCGCAUGGAUUGGCACAGUAUCGCUCGGUCGAGGGAGAUCUGACCCGAGAGCUGCUCACAAAAUGCAGCAAGGGCUGCGUGAUUGUCGGUCUUGGAGCUGUGGCAAGCAACCAGCAGCAAGUCUUGUUGAAAGAUUUCGCACGGGAGCAUCCUAUGGUUUACGUGAGGAGAGCUGAAUCGGAAUUGCGACAGUUCGUGGGUACCAGCCAGGACAAGUUCGAACGGUUCUGGCGGGUGGGCAAUACGUUCUUUGAAACCUGUUCCAAUUUCGAGUUUUACAACCAGACUCAUACCGAUAGUCAGGAAUUUGGACGUCAGCUUCCUUCGAGUCUGAAGCUCAAAGAGACAGAACGGCUGUUCGUCGGGUUUGUUCAGCGCAUUUACGGACCCUCGCCCCGGUCUCCUUUCUCAUCUGAGCUGUUUCCUGAGGUGCACACGUUCGCUUUACAGGUACCACUGGCCUGGCUGGAUUCGUGUGGGAACUUUGAAAUACUGGAUGCUGGAGCUGAUGCUAUAACCUUGCUCAUCGACGUCGACGGCAAAGACCAGGACCGACUGCAGAGUCACCUAGCACGACACAUGGCGACUUUGAGAUUGCACUCUCGUGUCCCUGUAGUCGCGGAUGUAAGGCUCUCAACUACAAAACUAGACACUUAUCGUUUGGUGCUGGAAAUGCUUCUUCGACUUGUUCCAGACGCCGUGACCUGCUCUCUCUCCUGCCCGAAUGAAAUCAUCCAGAGGUUGAAUGCUACAAAGGGAAGCAUCAAAACGAUUGCGACAUGCCAUCAAUCGACACCGUUGGGCAGAGAUGCGUCUCAAAAUGCUCACAGCCCCGUCGAGAAAGCAAACCAACUUGGGUUUGACUGCAUCCGCAUAACUGGCGAGUCUUGUUCCAUCGAAGACAACCUCGCCUGCGUUGCCUUUCGUCAAAGACUGAUACAGGGAUCAACCAUCCCAGUGAUUGCUUAUAACACUGGAAUCUCCGGCCGAGCGUCCAUAUGCCUGAACCCUACUCUGUCACCGGUGGUCCCCACUUCCAUGGACGCCACAGGCAUCACGAUCUUAGACGCGCAAAAAGCCCUCACCUCCUGCUUCCUGGCUACCAAGAAGCGGUUUACCCUGGUCGGCCAAGCACUAGAACAUACCCUCUCCCCCGCAAUGCACAACGCAGCGUACACAGCCUGCGGGCUUCCACAUAGCUACGAAGCUGUGCAAGCAGCGACGCUCUCCGAAAUACGCACGCUCCUCGACGAUGAAAGCCACGGCGGCGUAGCGAUAUCCAUCCCCUACAAAACAGCCAUCCUACCAAUGUUGGACGAAAUCAGUUCCGAUGCAAGGGACAUCAAUGCCGUCAACACAGUAGUUAUCGAGCGGCACCGUCAAGAUGGACAAAUGGUCACCACGCGAAAAGGGUAUAAUACUGACUACAUUGGAGUGAGGAAUUGCAUCCACAAGCAUCUUUCCCCAGCGAAUGCCAUCCGAGAUGGAACAACAGUUUUAAUUAUUGGGGCGGGUGGCAUGGCGCAUGCGGCUAUCUAUGCCUGCCACAAGCUGGGUGCCCGGCAAUUCUGCAUUUACAACCGUACGCUUGAGAACGCUAGGAAGUUAGCAGAGUAUUUCCAUCGUUGGACUCAGCAGUCUGGCACCAACCUUGAGCUUGAAGUCAUUCAUUCGGUAGAAGAGCAGUGGCCUACACGUCUCCGCCAACCGACUAUUGUCAUCUCUUGUCUCCCUGGCCAGCAGGUGGGGAGUGAGGAGAUGGUCGAUGUGCGGAUAUCUGAGCAGUGGCUGCAGAGUACCACAGGAGGGGUAUUUCUCGAGGUUGCGUACGGCCCGUCCAAAACCCCGCUGAUGGAACAGAUGCUUCCUUUUGCAACGAAAGGAUGGGUGGUGGUGGAUGGACUGAGUCUGCUGGUUGAGCAGGGUAUUGCUCAGUACGAGAUUUUUACUAAACGGCCUGCGCCGGUUCAUGUCAUGCGGAAAAUGAUAUAUGAGCUGUCGAAGGAGUAUGGGUAUCUUCAUCGGUAG
Aspergillus thermomutatus is the source of this 2241-nucleotide messenger RNA. Its product is annotated as putative pentafunctional AROM polypeptide. NCBI's taxonomy places the organism in Eukaryota, Fungi, Ascomycota, Eurotiomycetes, Eurotiales, Aspergillaceae. Gene Ontology annotation, molecular function: shikimate 3-dehydrogenase (NADP+) activity; 3-dehydroquinate dehydratase activity. The transcript is spliced from 2 exons. The record is from RefSeq and is a predicted model, not a curated record. The coding region runs from base 1 to 2241 and encodes 746 amino acids. Gene Ontology annotation, biological process: shikimate metabolic process; chorismate biosynthetic process.